Molecule: messenger RNA, 882 nt
Organism: Fusarium vanettenii 77-13-4
Lineage: Eukaryota; Fungi; Ascomycota; Sordariomycetes; Hypocreales; Nectriaceae
Exons: 2
Coding region: 1-882 (293 amino acids)
Biological process (GO): L-proline biosynthetic process
Molecular function (GO): pyrroline-5-carboxylate reductase activity
Source: RefSeq, a predicted model, not a curated record
AUGUCGAACACGACUACAUUGACAGUGGCCCUCCUCGGUUGUGGCAACCUCGGAACUGCACUUGCCGCGGGAAUCCUCAACCCGAUCGACAGGGGCGGCGUCAACGUCAAGCGCCUGAUAGUCACUGUUGGUACCGAGGCUUCUAAGCGCCGCGCGCAAGAUGCGCUAUCUGAGCACUCGUCGCGACUCACGGUAUUGCUUGCCCAAGACAAUGUCAGCGCUAUCCAAGAAGCAGACAUGGUCUUGCUAGCCUUCAAGCCUGUCAAGAGAGAAGAAGUCUUUGGAGCUCCUGGGUUCAAGGAAGCUCUGCGGGGCAAGCUGGUCAUUAGUAUUAUGGCUGGCAUCUCCAUCAAGGAGCUAAACCGGCUGGCUCUUGAGGGUCAAGAUGCCCUGAAGGAUCCAAGCCCUCUACAAGCUGUACGAGCGAUGCCCAACAUGGCCGCCAAGAUCCGCGAGGCUGUGACUCUAUACACAGCCGACUUGGAGACACUGUCUAAGAGAAACGAGGAAAUUGCAUCUUGGAUUUUUAAACAGGUUGGCGAGGCACAGCUUAUAUCUGAGAGCACUUUUGAUAUCUCUGCUGUACUGGUCGGCUGUGCAGGUUCACUCCUAUUGCUGGCUGUCGAUGGCCUUUUGGAUGCUGCUGUUGCCGAAGGGGUUAAGCGGCCAGAAGCCACGAAGAUGGUCGUCAACAGCGCGAUUGGAAUGAUGAAGUUGGUCCCGGCUGGGGAUCACCCCAGCGUGCUGCGGGAGAAGAUUGCCUCUCCCGGAGGGUGUUCGAUUAGGGCGCUACUGGAGCUGGAAAAAUUGGGGGUAAGGUCGGCGUUCACAAGUGCAAUUUUGGCUGCAGCUGAGCGAUCCAAGGGGAUGUCUAAGAAGUAG